Messenger RNA from Sclerotinia borealis F-4128, 1938 nucleotides. NCBI's taxonomy places the organism in Eukaryota, Fungi, Ascomycota, Leotiomycetes, Helotiales, Sclerotiniaceae. The record is from the annotation of a GenBank genome assembly.
AUGAACACUUGCAGCUUCCCAGAGGCGACGUUCCCGGAUGCACCCGAAUCUAGUUCCGGAACGAUUGAUAAAGAUGAUGAUAUCAUGAUAGGCAUGGUGGCACAACAUAGAAGACAGGACCGUGGACAGAACGAUCAGUCCCGCCACCAGAGCUUCGAACGAGAUCAAAGACCAUAUAGCUCGAGUCAAGGACGUUUUAAAGGGUGUUACAACUGUGAAGAGGAAACACACAUCACACAAAACUGCCCAUACAAGGAGAGCAUCCGCAAGUUUGUCAGAGAUCUCAUUAAGAAGUCACCAAUGCCACCAAGCAAACACAUGUCUGCAAGCUGGUGUAGUCACGAAGCUUCACCAAACAACAAUGCCUUUCGGCCCACUCGCAAACAAGGUUACACAGCUGCAAAGGUAUCCGACAAGAAAGAAAUACAGCACUUUCCAAGUGAGUUUGCACACCUCUCUUUUCAUGGCAAUACCAAACAGUGGAUUGCAGACACUGGGAUCAAGGCUGGAGGGGGAGAGUUGAUAGCGAAGGAACACGGUAUAGUGGAGAUUGCAUGGAACGAGAUCGAGGAACUCGAAAAGAACAAAACGUGGAGACAAAUCUUCAAUGAUGGCACCAACAAUCUCGCACGGCUCGUUGCGAGAGGAUUCACCCAGAGAUUCGGGAUCGACUUCUUCGACACAUUCGCUCCCACGGUACAACAGGCAACAGUGAGAUCGUUCCUGUCGAUAGUGGCAUCACAGGACUUGGAAGCAUAUUACUUCGAUAUCAAAAACGCAUUCACUGAGGCUGAGCUGAAAGAGAAGAUCUUUCUCUCUGCUCCGAAAGGAGUACAAGUCAAGCCAGGACAUAUCCUGCAAAUCCUCCGCAGCUUAUACAGUUUGAAACAGGCUGCACGCGAUUGGAACGACUUGAUUAAGAAAAGCCUGAUCGGAUGGGGAUUCACACAAAGCCUUACAGAUCCAUGUUUGUUUACACACAAAGAGCGAGGCAUCAUAAUACUCCUAUACGUUGACGACCUUCCGGUUGCCGCAAAGAACCUCGAUGACCUAAUGUGGUUCAGCAAACAACUUACUUCCGUUUUCAAAGCCAAGAACCUGGGGGAAAUCGAGAACUCUAAGCUUCUUGGUAUGAGAAUCAAAAGAGAUAAGAAGAACCGAACAUUCUAUGUCGAUCAAGAGCAAUACCUGGAGAAAGUCCUGAAUAGGCACGGAUUCACAAAGGAAACAUCCAAGCCCAUAGCUACCCUAAUGGAAGGAUACGAUUCCCUUCGACCAGCAAAGGAAGACGACAAACGGGCUGACCCCACUAAGUACAGCAGAAUUAUCGGAGAACUGAUGUACACAAUGGUGUACUCGAGACCUGAUAUAGCAUUUGGUCUAGGAAAGCUCAAUCAAUACAUGAAAGACCCGGCCGAGAUCCAUAUGCACAAACUACGGAGAGUCAUACGAUAUCUACGAACAACCAUCAGGUACAGACUGCGUUUCGGACCAGGGGGAGUACAAAACCUGGUGAUGUAUUCUGAUGCCGAUUACGCAAGUGAAAUCGUCGACAGGAAAAGCACUUCAGGAGUAGUCGCCUUGCUAGGAGGAGGCCCAGUGUUCUGGAUGAGUAGGAAACAGAACUCUGUCUCAACAUCAACCACCGAACGGCAUGUAGCAGAUGAUGGCUUCGCAAUAGAGAUGAAGAGAGACAAUCAGGGUACUAUAGCACUUGUCAAGAAUGCUCAACUCACCGACCGGUCAAAGCAUAUCGACGUAGCGUACCACCACGUUCGGGACUUGAACGCAAAAGGGAAAGUCAAUAUCAGCUACAUUCCAACCGAUAAAAUGAUUGCAGAUGGAUUAACGAAACCACUGGUAAAGGAUGCAUUCAGGAAGUUCAUAGAGAUGCUAGGCAUGGUAGACUCGCCGGAUCCCACCCCUGUGGACACGUGA